Messenger RNA from Contarinia nasturtii (swede midge), 2126 nucleotides. RefSeq names its product mini-chromosome maintenance complex-binding protein. Gene Ontology annotation, biological process: DNA-templated DNA replication. The coding region runs from base 143 to 1936 and encodes 597 amino acids. The record is from RefSeq and is a predicted model, not a curated record. Gene Ontology annotation, molecular function: chromatin binding. The transcript has 4 exons. NCBI's taxonomy places the organism in Eukaryota, Metazoa, Arthropoda, Insecta, Diptera, Cecidomyiidae.
AUUGUUGAAUCCGAGGCGGCAUGUAAUGUUUUGUUGUGUCUCAAUCGUUGUAUAUUCGCUGUGAACAAGGAUAAAAUUGUCUUUAUUGUUUUUCGUAUCUGAUUUAUUAUUUGAAAAUAAAAGUUCGUGUACAUAAAUCAAAAUGGAAACACUGGAAUCACUAACACCCGAUGUAUUCACUGAGAAAUCGACGGAAGUGCUUGAGACACUAUCAAAUGAAGCGUAUCGUGCAAAAAUUCCGUUGAUUAGCAAUUGGGAGAAUUUUAAUCAAUUGAAGGAUAUGCAACUGGUUCGAUUUCGUGGUCUGGUGCAGAAUAUGCUCGAUCCAGAAAUCUAUUUACAAUCGUAUCAAGUGAAAAGUGACAAUGAAAAUGUAUCACUACGAAAUGGAAAAUAUCGUGACAAUUUAAAAUUGCAGGCAAAUGAAGAAGUGUUAUUCGAUGCAACAUCAAAUGUACAUGGUGAACGACGGCCAAUAUUCAUGGUAUCAAUACCAGGUCUAAAUGAUUGGGCAGUGAACAUUGAAAAAGAGCAUUUUGUCGCAGACAGCAUGGACGUUGAAAUGAAUAAUUUGCAAUCGAAUGGAGUGAAGCGAUCGCUUGAUGAAAACGAAACAAACGAAAAUAUUGGUGAUCAAAUGGAUACCGAUUCGGAUGCAGUACGUUGCAAGAAAUUAAAUCAAUCUGGUGCUGAGACAGAGGAAAAAUCAACCACAAAUUCAAAUUUAUCAAAGGAAUAUUUAUUGAAUUCACCGAUUGUUGAUCGACCAAGCAAUGCUUGUCUCGUCAAAUUGUACGAUGAUGCUACCAAUGUAUCAUUAAAUGAUGUGCUUGAUGUUGUUGGUUUUGUGUCAAUGGAUGCAAAUUUGUGCGGAUCAAAUCGUCAGCCGAAUGAUUUUGAAAGUUUCGAUGAAAUUUGCGCAAUGAAUCCGCCACCAUCGUUGAUACCACGCAUUCAUGUGAUUUCAUAUCGGUCACUCACUCAUAUCAAUCCAUUGCUCCAUGAUAAUCGUCACAAUGGUGAAGCGUUGAACGAUCAAAUCAAAUUGGAUUGCCUACGAGAUUUGAGAACAGCACUUACACAAUGCUUAUUUGGUGAUGAAAUUGCCGCCGAUUACCUAUUUUGUCAUUUAAUUUCAACAGUUUAUGUGCGUGGCGACGAAACGCUGGGACAAUUUUCAUUAAACAUCACCAAUUUUCCACAUGGCAAAUUGCCCGAUUAUACAAAAGAACUUUACGAUGUCAUCGAAUCAAUUCUACCGGCCAGUCACUACUUUCCAAUUACAAUAGAUAACCUAAAUACCACCGAAUUCAUUCCGACCAAAGACUACGAAACAUGUAAAUUGAACAGUGGUCUAUUACAAUUGGCACCGCAUACACAUCUGGUGCUCGAUGAAACCAAAUUGGAACCCGGCAAAUUGGAGAGCCAUGGCAUUGAAGGUGUCAUGCACAUUUCAAAUCUCAUUCGAAAGCAACAGCUCAAUGUGAACUUUAAAUAUUACACCAUUGAUUACAAUUCAAACAUCCCUGUAUUGAUAUUUAGCGAAGGCAAAAGCAUGUUUCCGAGCAAUUGUCACAUUCCGAUCAAGGUUGAUGAGGACACAAUAUCUCUUAUAAAUGAAACGUUUGUAGCACUGAAGCAAUUUUUGAAGCCAAAAUUGAAUGUGAUUCGUCGUUUUCUAACCGAAAUGCGUCUGCAGGAAUUCGAUAUGAAUCCAGAGAAUACGGAAAUGAUUCAAGAAGAUUUCAUUGAAAUGCGACGUACAUUCAACGCAUCGGCUGAUGAUUUGCAUAUGAUGAUGAUACUGUCACGAAUGCUGGGCAUCAUUCAGGGAAAGAAAAUGCUUGACGCACAAUCAUGGAAUCAGGCGAAAACAAUGGAGUCUGAACGUCGAAAACGCGUUGAAGCACUGCCCAAAAUGAAAAAAUCAGCCUAAAAUUCAACGCGUUCAAUGCGUAAAAAAUUACAAUCAAAUAUCAAUUGUUUUAAACCCCAUUUUAUCAUUAUUAUUCGAAUAAAAACAUAAUGAACUCAAAGAACUUAAGUAAAAAAGAUCAUCAAAAAGGAAAAAUUAACUUCAAUAAAAGUUCAUCCAAUAAAAUGUAUUUAUUGCUUUUUUUACAAUA